CCGCUUGCAUUUACGACGGUCGUGCCGCCCACACCGUCGCUCGUUGUGCUGCCGUUCCUCUUGCAUCGCUCGUCGACGACGACGCGCUUGACGCCGCACGGUGCGGCGGCCGGCCUCCGACAGCACUAGCGGGUGAUCUGUAGAUGCGCUGUGGGGUGCGGGGGUGGGGAAUCUGACACCCUUCGGAGAUUCUUCGCGGGAAAGGUACCUAAACCGAUCAGCUGUUCCCGAGACCGCCCUCCUAUCGCGUCGGGCUACGGCACCCGCCAGUCCGCUUCUCUUCUUGGACCCCCACGAUAUCCUCGCUCAGUCUCUGUAACCAUGGCUGGAGGUGCAGUUGCUGCCCCUCAGGGUAACGCGCACUUUGCGCAUCUGCUCCAUCCCGAGAGAAGGUGGUUCAACAACAGGCGACUAAUCAUCCUCAACGCAUGGAUCGUGCUCAUGCUCAUCACCUCCUCGACAAACGGCUACGAUGGAAGUAUGAUGAACGGUCUCCAGACGCUUGACCAGUGGACAAGCUACUUCAACAACCCAGAGGGCGGCACCCUCGGGGUUUUCAACGCCAUCCAGAACAUCGGAUCCCUAGCGGCGUACCCGUUCGCGCCCUUCGUUUCCGAUGGCAUUGGUCGCCGCCGCACCAUUUUCCUCGGUGCUGCCAUAAUGUGCGCCGCGACUGCUAUCCAGACCGCCGCGCAAUCUAUUGGCAUGUUCAUUGGUGCCAGGUUCCUCAUUGGCUUCGGUCUCACCUUCGCAGCCAAUUCCGCCCCUAUGUUGGUUACCGAGCUCGCCUACCCGCCAUACCGCGCGCAGCUGACCUCCCUUUACAACUCCCUAUGGUACUCCGGCGCCAUCGUCGCGGCGUGGACCACGUACGGCACAUUCAAGAUCAACUCCAGCUGGUCAUGGCGCAUCCCCUCCGCCCUCCAGGGCCUCCCAUCCGUCUUCCAGGUCAUCCUCAUCCUUUUCGCACCCGAAUCGCCUCGUUGGCUUGUCAGCAAGGGUCGCGAGGAUGAGGCCCUCAAGGUCCUUGCCUACUACCACGCCGACGGCGACGAGACCGACGGUCUCGUUCGCUACGAGCUUGAGGAGAUCAAGGCUGCCAUCGAGUUCGACCGCACCGUGGCGGCCAACGUUGGCUACAAGUCUCUCUUCACCUCGCCAGGCAAUCGCAAACGCAUGCGGAUCAUCAUCGCCAUCGCGUUCUUCUCUCAGUGGUCCGGAAACGGCCUUGUCUCCUACUACCUCACCAAGGUCUUCGACACCAUCGGUAUCACCAGCAAGACGAUCCAGCUGCUCAUCAACGGUAUCCUUCAAAUUUGGAAUCUGUGCUGGGCCGUAUUUGCGUCAUUCAUGUGCGAUCGUGCCGGUCGUCGCGCGCUUUUCUUGAUCUCCACUGCCGGCAUGUUCAUCGGAUUCCUGUUCCAAACGGUGUGCUCUGCCCAAUUCGCAAUUCAUGGCACGGAGUCCGCGGCGCACGCCGUCAUCGCCUUCAUCUUCAUCUUCUACGCGUUCUACGAUCUCGCGUUCACGCCUCUCAUCGUAUCAUAUACCGUGGAGAUUUUGCCCUUCCCUAUCCGUGCCAAGGGCUUCAACGUGUUCAACUUCGUCAUCUCCCUCGCCCUCAUCUUCAACCAAUACGUCAACCCGAUCGCCCUCAAGCACCUCGCGUGGAAGUAUUACAUCGUUUACGUCGUCUGGAUCGUCUUCGAGUUCUUCUUCUGCUACUUCUUCAUCGUCGAGACGAAGAACCGCACGCUCGAGGAGACCGCCGCGCUAUUCGACGGCGAUCAAGCGGCCGCGCACAUUGUUGGCCACGCCAGAUCGGGAACAUGCGGAGCGAGCUCGUUCCAUGCAGAGACGCAUGGAAGGCCGCAAUCUCUCUAUGUAAGCAUCGGUUAG
This is a messenger RNA of Punctularia strigosozonata HHB-11173 SS5, 1899 nucleotides long. RefSeq names its product general substrate transporter. Gene Ontology annotation, biological process: transmembrane transport; carbohydrate transport. The transcript has 9 exons. Bases 322 to 1899 code for a protein of 525 amino acids. Gene Ontology annotation, molecular function: carbohydrate:proton symporter activity. The record is from RefSeq and is a predicted model, not a curated record. Gene Ontology annotation, cellular component: membrane. NCBI's taxonomy places the organism in Eukaryota, Fungi, Basidiomycota, Agaricomycetes, Corticiales, Punctulariaceae.